This is a messenger RNA of Chanos chanos (milkfish), 2719 nucleotides long. It is a transcript of the gene pkn1b, whose product is annotated as protein kinase N1b. Bases 365 to 2719 code for a protein of 784 amino acids. The transcript is spliced from 21 exons. The record is from RefSeq and is a predicted model, not a curated record. Gene Ontology annotation, biological process: protein phosphorylation; signal transduction. NCBI's taxonomy places the organism in Eukaryota, Metazoa, Chordata, Actinopteri, Gonorynchiformes, Chanidae. Gene Ontology annotation, molecular function: ATP binding; protein serine/threonine kinase activity.
CUUCUCCGACACCAGCAUUCAGCAGAGGCUGGAAGAGCAGCGUGAGCGGAUCCGCAGAGAGAUCCGGAAAGAGCUGAAGAUCAAAGAGGGGGCAGAGAACCUCCGCAGGGCCACCACGGACAAGAAGAACGUGCAGCAGGUGGACAACCAGCUCCGCAGCUCCAACCGCCGCCUGGAGAACCUCCACUCUCAGCUCCAGGAGCUGGACGCUCACAUUGUGGUCAAAGGCCCAGACGACAGCAAAGAUGACCCCCAGUCUCCGGGGUCCGGGACGGUCAGCAGGCCGUCAGCCAAUCAGGACCGAAUCACGGCCCUCCAGCGUCAGCUCAACAUCGAACUGAAAGUCAAACAGGGAGCGGAGAAUAUGAUCCCCAUCUACGCCAACGGAGCCACGAAAGACAAGAAACUCCUGCAGACAGCGCAGCAGAUGCUUCAGGACAGCAAGAUGAAGAUCGACAUCAUUCGAAUGCAGAUCCGCAAGGCCAUGCAGGCCACAGAGCAGACAGAAGACAUACAGGGUAAGCCUGAUCUGUGUGGGGUGGAGUUGCGGAUUGAGGAGCUGUGGCAUCAUUACCGGGUGGAACACGCGUUGGCAGAGGGAGCCAAGAACAUGCUGAGACUUCUGGGAGCAGGCAAAGCCCAGGAUAAGAAGGCCAUUGCCGAGGCUCAGGGUCGUUUAAGCGAGGCGUCGCAGAGGUUGGACCUCCUGCGGGAGUCUCUGGAGAAGCGUUUGGUGGACUUGCCUGAGGAUCACCCCAAAGCCUGUCUGAUUAAAGAGGAGCUGGUCUUGGCCUCCUCAUCAGCCUUCAGCUCACGCCACAGCGCCCCCUAUGUACACAACCAAUAUAGCACUCUCAUCAAACCAUCACCACUAACCGGCACUUUGCAGGUGCGUCUGCUGGGUUGUGUGGGCUUGCUGGAUGUGGUGCCUGGGCGGAGUCGGGGCUCUCCAGUGACGUUGCCGUGUUACAGUCCAGGGGAAGGACGACCUUUCAAACUCAGCCUCUACAGCCGCAACAGUAGUCACAGCCUCAAAAUACCUGGCAAGACAGACGAGCUCUCCUCGGAAGUGAGUGCUGUGCUGAAGUUGGAGAACACUGUGGUUGGACAGACCAGCUGGAAAACUGUUGGAGAGCAGGCUUGGAACCAGACCUUCACUGUGGAUUUGGAAAGGUCCAGAGAGAUGGAGAUAGCCGUGUACUGGAGAGACUACCGCUCUCUCUGUGCUGUGAAAUACCUUAAACUGGAGGAGUUCCUCGACAACCAGAGACACGAGAUACAGCUGGACCUUGAACCCCAGGGGCGGCUUCUGGCAGAGGUGACAUUCUUUAACCCGGUUAUAGAAAGGGGUCCACGUCUGCAAAGACAGAGAAAAGUCUUCUCCAAACAACAGGGUAAAGCUUUCCUGAAAGCCCGACAGAUGAACGUAGACAUCGCCACCUGGGUCCGUCUGCUGAAGAGUGCCAUUCCCACUGGAUCCCCGUCAACCUCAUACACCCCCAACUCACACACACACACCACAGGAGAGAUUUCCAUUGAAAAGCUAAACCUGGGCAGUGACUCUCCACCGCGAGCAGAAGUCAGGAGAGACAGCACUGAGGCCACGCAUCCGGCACAGAUGCCUGUUAUUGAGGCUUUCUCUCCUCCUGAUCUCACUCCCGAACGCAACACCAAGGUCACUACCCAGAGUUCUCUGCGCAGACAGAACAGAGGCCCCCUUAGUCUUCAAGACUUUAGACUUAUUGCUGUUCUGGGAAGAGGGCAUUUUGGAAAGGUGUUGUUGUCUGAGUACAGAAAAACAGGCAGUCUGUAUGCCAUCAAAGCUCUCAAAAAAGGAGACAUUGUGGCUCGGGAUGAAGUAGAAAGUCUGAUGUGUGAGAAGCGGAUCUUUGAGACAGUGAACAGUUCGCAACAUCCGUUCCUGGUCAAUCUGUUUGCGUGUUUCCAGACUCCAGAACACGUGUGUUUUGUGAUGGAGUACACAGCAGGAGGAGACCUCAUGAUGCACAUCCACGCAGACGUCUUCAGCGAGUCGCGCUCCGUGUUUUAUGCUGCCUGUGUGGUCUUGGGUCUGCAGUUUCUUCACGACCAUAAGAUUGUAUAUAGAGACCUGAAGCUGGAUAAUCUGUUGCUGGACACAGAGGGUUAUGUGAAGAUUGCUGACUUUGGUCUCUGUAAAGAGGGAAUGGGAUACGGAGACAGGACCAGUACGUUCUGUGGUACUCCUGAGUUUCUUGCCCCUGAGGUGUUGACAGACACGUCAUACACCAGAGCAGUAGACUGGUGGGGAUUGGGAGUACUGGUGUAUGAGAUGCUGGUGGGAGAGUCUCCCUUCCCAGGUGAUGAUGAAGAGGAGGUGUUUGACAGCAUUGUGAAUGAUGAAGUACGCUACCCUCGCUUCCUUUCCACCGAGGCCAUCAGUAUAAUGAGACGGCUGUUGAGAAGGAACCCAGACAGAAGACUGGGCUCCAGUGAAAAAGAUGCUGAGGAUGUGAAGAAACAGCCAUUUUUCAGGAGUGUGGACUGGGAGGGUUUGCUCCAGAAGAGAGUUCCUCCUCCGUUCGUUCCCAUGGUCGGAGACCGAGAAGACGUCAGCAACUUCGACCAGGAGUUCACCACCGAGGCCCCUACCCUAACCCCACCCCGGGAGCGCCGCACCCUGUCCCGCAAAGACCAGGACUACUUCAAAGACUUCGACUACGUCUCAGACCUCUGCUAG